AUGGAAACCGAUUCGUUGCCAACAUCACGACCGAUUAAUGUUGAAUCAACAAAUCCAGCUGAUAUAUUUCUCAUGUUUGAUGCAAUAACCUAUCACAAAGAUGCAGUACUUAUUCGAAUGAUAAACAUGUUUUUAGGUGAUCAAAUUUUUCAACAAGGUAUUCGAAGUUAUCUGAAAAAAUUCAGUUAUAAUUCGGCAACUCAACAUGAUCUUUGGCAAUAUUUAACUCAAGCGACAAAUAAUACGAUCGAUGUAGAACAUAUUAUGACUGGAUGGACAGAUCAAGCAGCUUAUCCUGUCGUUGACGUUAAACGAACAUAUACAAAAACUGACCAACAACAACUUUAUGAUUGGAUUUUACCAAAUCCAAAUUAUUUCGGCAUCUAUCGAACUAAAUAUAGUUCAGGAAAUUUUCAUUUGAUUAUCACUCAACUUCAAACUAAUCACACGCAUAUCCCAACUAUUAGUCGUAGUGCUGUCAUUGAUGAUACAUUUGCUUUAUCACAUAUAUUGCUAGUAAAUGCAACCGAAGCCUAUCGACUAAUUGGUUAUCUAAAAAAUGAACGUGAUUUGGUUCUAUGGAUAACAGCACUAUCAUCAAUGAAUCGACAGGAAUAUUUACUUGGGGAUAAUGAAAUUUUUUCUGAAGUACAACAAUAUUUUCUCGAAUUGAUUCUACCGUUGUACAAUAGUAUUGGUUGGACAUCGAUUAAUCAAUCAAUAGAUUGGCGUCAAGCGUUGCUUCAACCAAAAGUUCUAUCUGCUGUCUUUUCUUAUGGCUAUCCUGAAUGUAUUGAUACAGCACGAAGUUUCUUUCGUCAACGGUAUCUAAAUCCUGUUCAAAAUCUAAUACCAAAUAGUUUACGUCGAGUUAUCUAUUGCAUUGUGGUUCGAGAAGGCUCCGAAGAAGAAUUUCAAUUUUUAUGGAAUCGUUCAAAAAAUGAAUUAGUACCCAGUGAGAUGGUUAAUCUAUUAGAUGGUCUUGCAUGUACAAAAGAUCGAUCACGAAUUGUUUGA
This is a messenger RNA of Rotaria sp. Silwood2, 1017 nucleotides long. Lineage: Eukaryota; Metazoa; Rotifera; Eurotatoria; Philodinida; Philodinidae. The record is from the annotation of a GenBank genome assembly.